AUGUUACGACUACAGUCAGCAGCAGAAACACCAGCAGUAGCAGCAGCAGUAGCUGUUUUAUUUGCAUUCUCAUUACAAACUGCAUUUGCUGCUCUGUCGGACUACGAUCCGGCAUUUGCUCGUUUUGCAUUCGAACAUGCAGCUGCUGCUUACUCAACAAAUCCAUUGAAAUGCAUUGCAAAGUAUGGCGACACAUCGAUCGUUCGUCAGGAUACCGUACUGUGUGAUCAUUUCCAUGAUAAGUGUUGGUAUUACAUCUCGGAAUCACCGAAUUACAUUGUUGUCGCGUUUCGUGGAACACGCUCCAAACUGCAACUAACUGCUGAAAUCCUGGCCAGCAUGACAGAACCAAAAGCAAAAUUCAUUGGCGGUGGCUCCGUGCAACGAUAUUUCAAUUCAGCAUUCGCGUCCGUAUGGCGUGAUAUGUGGCACACUUUGCGUAAAUUAACCAGAGGAAAUGUAACACGACCAGUGCUUUUCACUGGUCAUUCGCUUGGCGGUGCGCUUGCAUCAUUGGCCAGCACGAAAUUUGCAUAUUUUUGCUAUAGGAAGGGGAUUGAUGUGGACAUUCGUCUUGUAACAUUCGGUGAACCACGAACGGGAAAUCGAAAUUUUGCUUUUGCUCAUGAUGCACUGGUACCGAACAGUUUUCGCAUUGUACACCAAGGAGAUCUGGUGUGCUCAUUAUUUCGAAAAAAAAAAAUUCCGCACCUUCCGAACUGUUUGGUGAACGUUCGAACAUUUGCGUGUAUUUCACGAUUCAACUUCGGGCCCUAUCAUCAUGGCAUCGAAAUUUGGUAUCCACAAAAUAUGACUGAAACCUCGUUGUAUAGGAUUUGCCUGGACAAACCACGAAAUGAAGACCAGACCUGCAGCAAUAGUAUUUACCGUCAUUACAAUAUUCACGAUCAUUUGUUCUACUUUGGUAAACAUGUUAGCGAAUACGGUAUUUCUGGAUGUAUUCCGGAACCAGAACGGAAAAAAUUUUUCCGAAAUAAGCUGCUGAGUAUGACAAAACCGCUGAAUGAUACCUGA
Molecule: messenger RNA, 1035 nt
Organism: Gongylonema pulchrum
Lineage: Eukaryota; Metazoa; Nematoda; Chromadorea; Rhabditida; Gongylonematidae
Source: the annotation of a GenBank genome assembly